CCGAUCUGAAACACCGCCGUGCUUGCUUCCCAAACACGUUUAUGCAACCUCCCUUAAUUUGAUCAAACAGAACUGAACAUGGAUUCAGACGCAGCUUUGUUGUUGGAGGCUGCUGAUUUUGCUGCGUUUAAACAUCGCGAUCAGAGACGCAAAGAUACAAACUCAACCCCCUACAUUAACCAUCCCAUCGGAGUAGCGAGAAUCCUCAGCCACGAAGGAGGAGUCACAGACAUCAAGGUUUUACAGGCUGCUUUGCUUCAUGACACAGUGGAGGACACCGACACCACCCUUGAAGAACUUGAAGCAAAAUUCGGGGAGGCCGUGGCUGGCAUUGUCCGAGAAGUGACUGAUGACAAAAGUCUACCGAAGCAGGAGAGGAAGCGUCUGCAGGUGGAGCACGCACCUCACUGCAGCCCACAAGCCAAGCUGGUGAAACUGGCGGAUAAACUGUACAACCUCAGGGACCUGAACCGCUGCACGCCUGUGGGCUGGAACACUGAGCGGGUCCAGGAGUACUUUGUUUGGGCCUCUGAGGUGGUGAAAGGCCUGAAAGGAACUAACUCUGCCCUGGAGGGGAAGCUGGAGGACUUGUUCAGAGAGGCAUUCAACUCUGAUGGCAAAGCCACACGUCUAUACUGUUAAAAUGACAACUCAAAUGCACCUUUAUGAGUGAGCUUCAGAAAAAAAAGAAAGAAGUGUGAAUGUACUGUCUGCUGCACUGUCAUUUGUAUUAUUGUCAAAUUUUUAAAGUCAUGCAAACCAGAACAGAAAAUUAAAAGAAUAAAAACAUAUGACAUUUCUUU
Messenger RNA from Nothobranchius furzeri (turquoise killifish), 803 nucleotides. RefSeq names its product HD domain containing 3 (gene hddc3). Gene Ontology annotation, molecular function: guanosine-3',5'-bis(diphosphate) 3'-diphosphatase activity. The record is from RefSeq and is a predicted model, not a curated record. Lineage: Eukaryota; Metazoa; Chordata; Actinopteri; Cyprinodontiformes; Nothobranchiidae.